Molecule: messenger RNA, 907 nt
Organism: Cuscuta europaea
Lineage: Eukaryota; Viridiplantae; Streptophyta; Magnoliopsida; Solanales; Convolvulaceae
Source: the annotation of a GenBank genome assembly
AGAGAAUUUGGGCCGUAUAUAGGAAAACAGAUAUAUCAACACAACAAUGAAUUUGAUACUACGUCAUAUUCUUCACCGCCUUAUCUCCCUCCCGUUCACCCACCUUCUGAAGAGAUAAUGGUGUCUUUGAUGACCCUUCAGACAUUUGCUUCUUCUCCGAUAAACCGGAAAGACUGCACCUUGCCGCCAUCUUCCCGAUUUCCCAGGAAUCUACUUUCUUUGAAGUCAUCAUUCUCUGGCGACGCGUUUGAUCCUGCAUCACCUUUUACAAAGUUCCGUCCUUUAACUAGUUACAUUCCAUACGCUAAGCCCGUCAGGGAUUUCAAGGCUGUGGUGUAUGCUAAGACUUCUCAAGUAGGGAGUGGGAAUAAUGCUAAGAGUACUCGAUCUCAAAGGGCAACGCUUGAUUAUUCCCAGAUUCUGAAAUACCCCAUUGUCACAGAAGCUGGAAUAAAAAACAUUCUGCAGAACAACACCUUGGUGUUUGCUGUUGACAAGCGUGCUGACAAGAAGAUCAUUAAGGAUGCGGCCAUGAAGAUAUUCAAAGUUCAGAUCAAGAAGGUUAACACCUCUAUUACGCCUGACGGUACCAAGAAAGCGUUCCUCAUGUUGACCUCCGAUCACAAGGCAGCCGAUGUGGCCAAGAAAGUGAAAGCCAUUUAGAGGGCCAGUAAGAAAUUGGCUAUCUUGCCAUCUAAGUUUUUGUUGUCCUAUACUCUAUUGUAUCAUUGGUGUAUUCUUUACUCGUUUAGAAAAUCGGGGUCAUUGGAGUGGUGGAUUCGAAGGGGUUUUAAGGCCAACAGUUCCAUAGGUGGUUGGACUAUUUGGGGGGUUUGGCCUGAUUUUGAACUUGUUGGUUUGAAUCUACCUAUUUUGAACUGGGGGUAAGGCCAACACUUGACUGGCC